Molecule: messenger RNA, 6871 nt
Organism: Wyeomyia smithii (pitcher-plant mosquito)
Lineage: Eukaryota; Metazoa; Arthropoda; Insecta; Diptera; Culicidae
Gene: Trpgamma
Product: transient receptor potential-gamma protein
Exons: 21
Coding region: 1515-5351 (1278 amino acids)
Biological process (GO): manganese ion transport; regulation of cytosolic calcium ion concentration; calcium ion transmembrane transport
Cellular component (GO): membrane; cation channel complex
Molecular function (GO): inositol 1,4,5 trisphosphate binding; protein binding; store-operated calcium channel activity
Source: RefSeq, a predicted model, not a curated record
UUCCAGCUCGGCAGUUAGUCUCCGGGCACUUACGAACGAGAGCGGACGUGAAAACUGGAAAAACUACCAUCGAGCAGCAAACAGUAAACCAGUUGGACUAACUUGCUCUAGAGAAAUGGGUGCACCAGUGUUGGUGGAGGAAAGAUUGCAUUUUUUUGCUCUCGAGUGGAAUAAUUAGCUCGGUCUACCCGGAUCACUCUUCUUGCGGCCGAUGAGACGCGAUUUCAGCUAGUGACUUGAAGUGUAUUGCCAUUCAGUGGCGCCCGAGCCCGGAGCAAAAAGGGCAUUUUUUUUUGUCAUUCUAGUGAUUUUUGCGGAGUGCGUGGAAGAAAGGUCGGUGAUCUCUUCAAGUUAUCUGGUUUGUGUUGAGGUCAAAAUGUGGAGGCAUAUGGAGAAGCAUGGUGAUUUGUGUUUGUGCUUAGUUGGAGGAAACCGGAAGAGAUACUAAAACCACAUCAUACGAAUUGCUCUGUGUUUUCGGUGAUGGCCACGACCUCCCAGUGUAGUGCAGUGCUCUCGGUUGGUUGCUGUGUGAUCAAACCACUGCUCUUCAAAGAAGAUUCUUUGGUCGCUGGGCUAUUAAGAAUAAAGAUUUAAGUGCUUGGUGCAGAAUUCCACGGAAGUUACUCACUGGUGCACUCGUGCUAAAUGCACCAACAGCAGAAUACUAUAAACGAACCAGCAAUGUGCUAUAAAAUCAUGAAAUAGUACAUUUUUAUUUCUCACUUGGCAUAAGUGCUUUCACUGGAGUUGGAGGUCUUUAUUUGCGGACGAUCAAUUUAACACAUGCUGAUACUAAGAAGCGUUCCUCUGGUUAGCGGUAGAUACAGCUCGAGCAGCGAAAAACAAACAACCAUAUUCAUAGUGGAGACGCUUGGUGACCGAUCCGGACUGUGGUUCACUAUCACAGGCUGCACCGCGCAGUAUCUUAAAUUUAUUUGAGGUCACCGAAACUAGUCUAAGAAGGAAGCACCCCACUGGAGGCGUUACGGCGUCAGUCAAGGUCCAUAGCAGCUCGCCGUGGACGGAAAGUUAAGUUCUCUGAAUGGGAAGAUCAUCAUGAUAAUAACGCACCGGAUGAAGCAUUGAUAGUUUAUAGUAUGCAGAAUGUUUACUCUCGGUCCCAUACAGCAAACACACCAAACUCUUGCUCACUAACGAGAUAUUUCAAAACUUUUACCAUAAACGAUAAUAAAGAACCAACUCAGUCAGUGUAAAUAUCUCAAAGCUAAUUGUCCCAAACACGAUUCAAUUUAAUUUAACAAAUUUAACACACACACACACACAUACAUUGAAGUGCAUCGUCAGUAGAGUAAAGAAAGAAAAAAAAAACAAACCUGUACGAGCUGCGGAGUGAUUAGUUUGCGCAAACUGCUCCCUACAGUUGCCCCCCGAGAGAACAACUCUUCAGCAUCUGCAACUUUUUCGCACAACACCGCUGAUUGCAACCGAUCGAAUGUUGAACCCAAGUUCUGAAUGAAAGUGGUGAAGAAAAUGUGGGGCAAAACAACCCGAUGGAAAGUGCAACACUAAAGAGUAAACUGUUCGUGAAAAAUGAGAAAGCGGCAGCGCGCCGAACAUCGACCCCGGAGAGUAUGACCCUGCGAGCGCGCGGUGGGGACGACUCUUCGGACCCGAUGGCCGGUAGUGGAAUCGGUGGACCGGCCAGUGGUGGAGGUCCCGGCAGUAAGAAAGAUACCAAGAUCGAGAUUCCGCUGCCACCACACAUGCAACCGUCGUCCGGCGAGAAGUUUGCCGAUAAACGAGUGAAGCGGCACAGUAUCCACGGCAUGAUGGAGGAAGAAAAUGUGGUUCGUCCGCACCAGGAAAUUGCGGCCCUAUCGUUGGACGAGAAGAAAUUCCUGCUUGCUGUCGAACGUGGCGAUGUGGCCAGCACCCGAAGAAUUCUAGAGAAGGUAGAGGCCGAGGGCCAUAUCAACAUCAACUGCGUUGACCCCCUCGGCCGGUCCGCCCUGCUGAUGGCAAUCGACAACGAGAAUCUGGAAAUGGUGGAAUUGCUCAUCAAUCACCGGGUGGAUACGAAGGACGCUCUGCUGCACGCCAUUUCGGAGGAAUUUGUCGAAGCGGUCGAGGUUCUGCUGGAUCAUGAGGAUAGUUGUCACAAGAAUGGCGAUCCGCACAGCUGGGAGGCCCUGCACCCGGACACUGCGACUUUCACACCGGAUAUUACGCCGUUGAUUCUGGCGGCGCACAGAGACAACUACGAAAUCAUUAAAAUUCUGCUGGAUCGGGGAGCUACGCUUCCGAUGCCACACGAUGUGAGAUGCGGCUGUGACGAUUGCGUCACAUCACGUCAGGAGGACUCCCUGCGUCAUUCACGCUCUCGCAUCAACGCAUACCGUGCCCUGGCCAGCCCGUCGCUGGUGGCCCUCUCAUCCAAGGAUCCGAUUCUCACGGCGUUCGAGCUGAGCUGGGAGCUGCGACGGCUGAGCUUUCUCGAGCACGAAUUCAAGAACGAAUAUCAGGAACUGCGACGCCAGUGUCAAGAUUUUGCGACUGCCCUCCUGGAUCACACCCGGUCCUCCCACGAGCUGGAAGUGCUACUCAACCAUGAUCCGACCGGGCCGGCGUUCGAGCAUGGCGAUCGGAUGCACCUGAAUCGGCUGAAACUGGCUGUGAAAUUGAGGCAGAAGAAGUUCGUUUCCCACCCCAACGUACAGCAGCUGCUGGCCAGCAUCUGGUAUGAAGGGCUUCCGGGCUUCCGGCGGAAAAAUAUGGCUCUGCAAGCACUAGAAAUUGUGCGAAUAGGCAUCCUGUUUCCACUGUUCUCCAUUUCGUAUAUCAUUGCACCGCACUCGACGUUCGGCCAGACGAUGAGGAAACCUUUUAUCAAGUUUAUUUGCCACAGUGCAUCGUAUUUUACUUUUUUAUUUCUGUUGAUGUUGGCGUCGCAGCGUAUCGAAACUGUGAUUGGAGGUGUGUGGGGAGCUGAGCUGAGCACCCAUGACGAAGUGCCUACGAAAAGAGGAGCGAGUCCUACGCUGGUCGAGUGGCUCAUUCUAGCCUGGGUUAGCGGACUUAUUUGGAGUGAAGUAAAGCAGCUGUGGGACGUUGGACUACAGGAAUACGUGAACGAUAUGUGGAAUGUGAUAGAUUUCGUGACAAAUUCACUGUAUGUGGCGACGGUCGCACUGCGAGUCGUUUCCUACUUUGAGGUUCAAAAAGAGAUGGCCAUCAAUCGUUUUGCUGCCGAUUUACCGCGUGAGAAAUGGGACACUUGGGACCCGAUGCUUAUCUCGGAGGGUUUGUUCAGUGCCGCGAAUAUCUUCAGCUCACUCAAGCUGGUGUACAUCUUUUCGGUCAAUCCACAUCUGGGACCCCUGCAGGUAUCCCUCUCGCGGAUGGUGAUGGAUAUUAUGAAGUUUUUCUUCCUCUACGUGUUGGUGCUGUUCGCUUUUAGUAGCGGUUUGAACCAGUUGCUUUGGUAUUAUGCCGAUCUGGAGAAGAAACGCUGCCCGGAUGUGUCAACUUUCUCUGGAUCUUCCAACCUCACUUCGACUGACCCGAAUGCAUGUGUGGUGUGGAGGCGAUUCGCGAAUCUCUUCGAAACCAUCCAAACUCUGUUCUGGGCCGUGUUCGGUCUGGUGGAUCUGGAAAACUUUGAGCUAGACGGUAUCAAAAUCUUUACCCGCUUCUGGGGAAUGCUAAUGUUUGGAACGUACUCGGUGAUCAACAUUGUGGUGCUAUUAAAUCUGUUGAUCGCUAUGAUGAAUCAUUCCUAUCAGCUCAUAUCGGUAGACUCAUUUGAACGUGCCGACGUGGAGUGGAAGUUCGCCCGCUCGAAGCUGUGGAUCAGCUACUUUGAGGAAGGCGGAACCUCUCCACCGCCGUUCAACAUAAUUCCGACCCCGAAGUCUAUCUUCUACAUCUUCCAGUGGGUCAAGCGGAAAUUCUGCGGCCAUUCGAAGGCCGUCAAGAAGGAGCACAUGAAAACUAUUCGACGGAAGGUGAAACAGGCCAGCGAACGGGAUUUCCGCUACCAGAGCAUAAUGCGCAAUCUGGUCCGACGUUACGUGACCGUCGAGCAGCGAAAGGCCGAAUCGCAGGGCGUUACCGAGGAUGAUGUGAACGAGAUCAAACAGGACAUAUCUGCGUUUCGGUGCGAACUUGUGGAAAUAUUGAAAAACAGUGGAAUGAACACCACCAGUGCUACCGGCUCUGGUGGGGGCGUAGGUGGCAAGAAGAACCGCCAGAAGGAGCGUCGAUUGAUGAAGGGCUUCAACAUUGCACCAGCGCCGGCACCGGAAUCGGGUCAGCAUCUAACUCCUGUCUCCGAGUUUAUAUCGCAACUUCCGGAUAAUGCGUCACACGAAAUGUUUGCGGGAGUAUUCGGGCCAGGUCUCACUACCAAGAAAGCCCUGCACCAAGUCAAUCCCAUGCACCAGUUUUCAUCGCAAUCGCAAAGUUCCUUUGGUGAAAACAACAAUCCCAUUCACAGACUUGCCAAACUCGCACCGAAGUUCCAUUCCAAAAGACCUGGCUCACACAAGAAACGAUGGGGUACCUUGAUUGAAGCCGCAAAGCAUGGCAGCGUGUCACGAUUUAUCGGUCGAUCGCGCUCGGAAGAUUCCGUCUGCAACAAUGGCCAGCGAGGUGAAUCGGCAAGCCACAGUAAUAGUCCAGCGUCGGAUGAGGCUAUUACCGAAUCGCCGUCGGACUCAAAUCCAAGUCUCGACCGACCAGAUGUGGAACAAUCGCCUGAUCCACAUAAACACCACCAUCAACAUCAUGAUCAUCCUCAUCAUCAUGGUGGAAGCGAUCGAUCGCAUGGAUCGGCGAAGGCAAAAGACUCUUCCUCCCAUCAUUAUCACCUACAUUUCGGGGCACUAGCUGCUUUAAAGCGUAAAAGAAAAAAGUUCUCCAACAGUCGAAAUAGUAGUCCCGUUCUGGAGCCCCCUGCAGAGGCGACGGCGGUUCCUUCUUUGACAACUGGUGCUAGUAGUAAGGUGCUGAAACGUGCUUCCAGUGUACCCACGCGUAGUCCAUGUGACGAUCCGGUCGAAUGUGGUAUUGGCGAAGGUACGAUCGUAGAAGAUUCGGGGAUGGACGGUGGUGUCACUGGAAAAACUCCUCGCCAUGAACAGACUCAAAGUCAGCAAACAUCCCUGGAAAACCAGCUGGACCCACCGUUAACCCCUUCGACGACAGAGGAAAGUGUGGACAAUCCCGCUCAUACGAGAAUUAGCUGUACAGAACCACUGCUGCGGAUACAGGGUAGAGCGAUCACUAGCGAAACAAGCAGUGAUCAUCAACAACAGCAACAGUCCUCCUACAGGAUACCUGGGGUUACUCCGGUUCGAGGACAUUUCCACUCGCAGGGCUGGUUAUAGGGGCUCUUAGAUAAGACGGAUUUGUACAUAUUGAUCGAUUCGAGCAUAAUCUAGUCAUAUUUAUUAGACGGAAAAACGUAUUAACUGCCAUCGCUAAAACAGGACUCUCUCCUUCUCUCUCUCCCUCUGAAGAUGCUCACUUCGGGAGAAGGAAGUUAAUCGGAUGUAAACUAAUGGAAAGCAAAAUUCUAAACCAGUCAUUUUGGUUACCAUUGUUUUUCUCGUUUCGGAGGCCUAAACACUGUUAACAACCGGAAAAGGUAAAUCGACUAUUUAUAUGUGAUUAUUAGUUUAAAUGUUAUUCAGAAAGGAUGCUUCUGAAAUACUUAAACAAAAUGGGAAUUGUGCGCAACACACUUAACUGAGUGGGUGGAGCGGUUCGGACUAGACACUACACCGGCCAGAAGCUUCACUUCACGAAACACUCUCUAUGUCGAAAACGAAGCCACUACUAAGCAGUUGGAAUGUAGUCAAAUUUAGAUAUUACUAAUACGCUAGCGAGAACAGAAAUUUUAGCCUAAGCACAAAACCCUAAGGGACCACGUCUCUUGGAACGAGUAGAGAAGCGUUUAACAGAUUGACAGGUAGAGCAAAAUAAAAAAAUAUCAUGCAACAUCAACCAAAGAUUUGAACAAGUUGGUGAGGAAUUUUAUUAAUCACAGGGUGUUUCAUACCACAAUAAAAAAAAAACAAUAUCAACACACAUUUUACUAUUCCGACCAUAGCUUAAUGAUACAGCAAAUGCAGUUCGAUUUUUGUUUUUCUUUUAACCAACCACACAGAAAGGCAUACCAAUAUUUCAGAGAGCCAUUUUCUAAAUCGUACACAUCAAAAUAAAACUAGUAGAAUUCCAUUUGUUACUACACGCACUAAGUACACGCAACAUAAAGAUCACCGGUAUAAAACAACAAAUGCAAAGCUAAGCCCGAGGAGUAAUCCUUCACUAACGAUGCGAAGAAAUCAAAGGAGGCCUUAUUAUUGAUGAAAACAGAAGUUAAUAAAUGUUAGCAAGGAAACACUUUAAACAAUUUACUCGAUAGAACCAUAGUAACAAAUACUAACACUAAUUAAUGGUAAUAAAAAGAAAGCUAUAACAUGCAUUGAUUAUUGUGGUUAAACCAUCAAUCGUCGCAAAUAAAGUCCUGAUGAACAGUGGAUCAUAAUGACAGUAUUUAUGAAAAAUAACCGUAGCAAUCGACAUCGUUCGGUUUAGACAGUUACUACUAUAACAGUUGACCAGUGGAAUACUAAAUACACAUUUAACUAGUAGUUAAACGAUAUUCUCCACAGAAAGCAGGUAUAAGAGAACGAAAGGGACAACAACAACAAACAAAAAGUAAAAAAGAAUUCCAGUAAACUAUUCGAUGGAUCUAAUCGUAUACAGAAAUUAGUAACUAUCGUCGUAAAUUUCAGUCAUUAGUUACAAUUAGUGAAAUACAACUAUAAUAUGAAUAUGGAAUUUGAAGCAAAACCCCCGACUGUUUUUAAGGAAAAUAAAACGCAUUGAAGAGGAUCUGUUA